Molecule: messenger RNA, 1518 nt
Organism: Adineta steineri
Lineage: Eukaryota; Metazoa; Rotifera; Eurotatoria; Adinetida; Adinetidae
Source: the annotation of a GenBank genome assembly
AUGCUUUUUUCUAAAAUUUUAACGUCGCGUUCUGUGACUUCCUGUCAUGUUAUUAGUAAUAUCUCUCGAACAUUACAACAUCAAACAUCUACACGAAAAUCUACCGAAACUUAUCCAACACAAAAUCGAAAGCCUAAAUUUGAUUCCAUUCAUUUCGAAGAAUCAGUCAAACCAUAUGCUGAAGAUGUAAUAUUGGAAAAUCAAUAUGAAAAAUUAUCUAAUAUGAUAUUACCAUUAGCAAGUUUUUCAUAUGAUGAACAAUUAAAAAUUAAACAAGAUAUGAUUGAACAAUCAUUCGAUCAAAUUGGUCGUGCUAUUUUAUGGGACAAACGUAUUGAUAGUCAAGUUUUAAAAUAUGUUGAAUUUCAACAAGGUCCCUUUUGUCAUGUUGAACCAAUUAUUCCAUCACCUUUAAUAGAACAUUAUCGAUCUAAAGAUGAUUUAUCUUGUGGUUUUGGAGUCGAUGGACAAAAAACAGUUGGAUUUUAUAUUAGUCCAUUGAAUAAUAAAGCAUUUCCAAAUACUUUAUGUAUACCACCGACACAUUUAAAAAGUAUGAAACCAAAACAUAUUCUUGUGACAAAGCAUUUUGAUCAAUUUCUUAAACAACAUCCUCUUUCCGUAUCUGAAAAUACAAAUGUUAUAAAAAAGGAUCAAUAUUGGCGUACAAUGACAUUAAAAUCAAAUGUACAUGAUCAUUUAAUGAUGAUUGUAGUUGUUCAUCCUCAGUCGUUAAGUAAGAAUGAAAUUGAUCAAAUGAAGAAAGAUCUAGUGAAUUACUUCACUGAUGGAUCAGGUCGUGAAUGUGAAGUAAAUUCAAUUUAUUUUCAGCUAUGUACACAAAAUCGUUUUACAAGUGAAGAAAAUCCAUUUGAAUUAAUUCAUGGUGAUGAAUUUAUCUAUGAAGUGUAUAAUGAUAAAAAAUUUCGUAUAUCACCUGAAUCAUUCUUACAAGUAAAUCAAAAAGGUGCAGAAGUAAUUUAUAGAUCUACAUUAGAUCAUGCUCAAAUAGAUGAAAAUACGAUUCUAUUAGAUAUUGGAUCAGGCAUUGGUGUUAAUUCAAUAUUAGCUUCAUCGAUUGCAAAAAAAGUCUAUGCAAUUGAUCCUUUGACAAUGUGUAUUGAAGAUGGAAAAUUUAAUGCAAAAUUAAAUGGUUGUCAAGAUAAUAUUGAAUGGAUUUGUGGCUUUGCUGAAGUACAUUUACAUAGAAUAUUAAAGAAAAUUGGUGAUCUACAUGGAAAUAACACUCGUAUCGUCGCUAUUAUCAAUCCAUCACGAUAUAGUCUAACAAAUAACAUAAUAAGUGCACUUCGUGGUUUAUCAUCUAUACAACAAAUUUUAUAUGUAUUAUGUAAAACUGAUAAACAAAUAAUGCAUAAUUUUUACGAAUUAGCAGCUGGUGAACGAUCAAAACUAAAACAAACUGGCGGACCAUUGAUUCCUACUAAUAUCUAUCCAGUUGAUCUACUUCCGCAUACGACACAUACAGAAUUUAUUGUAAAGUGUAUUAGAGUGUAA